GAAAUUCUCUAUUAUCCCCCUUGUUUGGUCACAUGGGGGUUUUCCCAUUUAGGAACCAAAGCGAGGUCAAAGCCACGUAAUGGCGGUCGAAAGAAAGACGAAGAGUCGGCGCAAAAUGGACGAGGUGCAGGAGAAGCCCUCGAAGGAGGAGUAUGCUGUUGCCAAGUUUCUCCGAUUCGGUGUUCCGACCAGACAAGGGAGGCUGGUGGGGAUGACAGUACAGUGCUUCUUUGCCAAUAAAGCGGUGGACGCUCUGCUGGAGUCCAAGUGGUCGAAGCAGGCCAAGGAGCCUCUGUUCACCAACCGGUCAUCCUGUGUGGCAUUCUGUAACAGGCUGCUACAGAAGGGGCUCUUCCACCGAGCAGAGAAGGUACAGCGAAGCAAGGACCGAGACAAGACCAAGAAGAAGAAGAAACUCAAGGAAGGGGAGAAGGAUGAAGAAAGCAAUGAGGAGACAGUUCGGGAGAGAAAGAAAAAGGAAAAGAAGGGAAAGAAAGAUGGAGACACAGAGAAAGAAGAAAAGAAAGAAGAAGUAGAAAAGAAGGAAGAAGGAGACAAGAAGGAGGAGAAGAAACCAGAGAAGGAAGAAGAAAAGAAGAAGAAGGAGAGGAAACUGAAGCUUAACAUGCAUGACGACCAGCGGUUCGUGGAUGGAGACGAGGUGUAUGUGUGGAUAUAUGAUCCCGUCCCACUCAAGACCUUCCUCAUCGGCCUUCUCAUGGUGUUUGGUGCCACGGCUCUCUGCCUGUUCCCGCUGUGGCCGGAGGAGGUGCGGAUCGGGGUCUACUAUCUCAGUCUGGCUGCUGCUGGCUUCGUGGGCUUCAUCCUCUCACUUGUUGUUGUUCGCCUUAUAUUAUUCUGCCUGGUGUGGGUUGUAUCUUUCGGAAAACAUCACUUCUGGUUCUUACCAAACUUGACAGAAGAUGUUGGUUUCUUUGACUCCUUCAAACCUCUUUAUAAACACGAUUACUUCGGCAAGGAGUCAAACCCAGACAAGGAGGAGGAGAAGCAGGACAAGGAACUGACCGGGAAGGAUAAAGAAGAAAAGGUUGGACCCGGAGAAGCAAAGAAGGAAGAAAUUGAAAAGGAUGAAAAUUCUGGGAGUGAUAAAAGUGAAAAUGGGGAAUUCGAACUUGUGGAUAAGGAUGAGCUUACUGGAGAAGAAAUUGCAGGAAAUGAGGAAGUUCAGGAGGAAAAUGAUGACGAGAUUGAUGAUGAAGAUAAUGACUUUGAUGAUGAAGACGAUUCAGAAGACGAAAACACUGAGGGAAAGAAAGAUAAAUAAGUUUACAAUGAUGAACUCAGGAUUUGAUGAAGUUUAUACAUGUUCAGGGCUGGUAGCAAAGACUUUGAGGUAAAGAAACCUGGAUAUCAUGUCAUUAAGAACGUUAAAUGUUCAACUUCAUCAAAUGCUGACACUAUUUGUUUUAUUGGGGAUAUCUGACUAUGUUGUAUAAGCAACUUAUACAUGUUUAGGUUGUUGUAUAUGAUUAGGUAAGCAUCUUUGAAACAAUGUUAUAUAUCAAAUCUGUAACACUGUGUCUGUUAAAUAAAGAAUGAUUAUCA
Molecule: messenger RNA, 1566 nt
Organism: Haliotis rufescens (red abalone)
Lineage: Eukaryota; Metazoa; Mollusca; Gastropoda; Lepetellida; Haliotidae
Product: translocation protein SEC62-like
Exons: 9
Coding region: 80-1285 (401 amino acids)
Biological process (GO): post-translational protein targeting to membrane, translocation
Cellular component (GO): endoplasmic reticulum; endoplasmic reticulum membrane
Source: RefSeq, a predicted model, not a curated record